Megalobrama amblycephala (Wuchang bream) is the source of this 1352-nucleotide messenger RNA. RefSeq names its product sialidase-3-like. Gene Ontology annotation, biological process: oligosaccharide catabolic process; ganglioside catabolic process. NCBI's taxonomy places the organism in Eukaryota, Metazoa, Chordata, Actinopteri, Cypriniformes, Xenocyprididae. The coding region runs from base 124 to 1320 and encodes 398 amino acids. Gene Ontology annotation, molecular function: exo-alpha-sialidase activity. The transcript is spliced from 3 exons. Gene Ontology annotation, cellular component: lysosome; membrane; cytoplasm. The record is from RefSeq and is a predicted model, not a curated record.
UCUCUGGACCGGCUGUCCGCAGUGGAGGAAGCUGGAGACGGGGAGCUUCCUCACACAAUACUGUAAAUUCCGAACGGAUUGCUAAUGAGAUGCAAUAUAUGGAAGGCGAACUGUACAGAUUGAAUGAUUGACAGCAUGGCGUCAAAAAGCUACCCCAAACUCCAGCAAGCUCUCCCUGCACGAACAGCUUUAUUCCAACAGAAGGAUGGUAAAACAUACAGAAUUCCUGCUCUUAUCUACAUCAGUGAUGGUCAGACUUUCCUUGCCUUUGCUGAAAAGCGCAAAUCUCCACGUGACAGUGAUGCAGAAGUGUUGGUCAUGAGGAGAGGCUCACUGCAAAAUGGAUCCCUUCAAUGGUCUCCUGUUCAGACACUAUCUUCUGCCUGUUUGAAAAAUCAUCGCACUAUGAAUCCUUGUCCAGUCUAUGAGAGGAAAUCCAAAACCAUCUAUCUGUUCUUUGUCUGCAUAUCGGGUGAAACCACAGAGUAUCACCAGAUUGCUACGGGUAGGAACCAAGCCCGGCUGUGUUACAUUACUAGUACAGACUAUGGCCAGAACUGGAGCAAGUUAACAGAUUUAACAGAUAGUGUUAUCGGAGAUGAGAUUUGCAACUGGGCUACUUUUGCAGUUGGACCAGGACAUGGGAUUCAGAUGAAAAGCGGAAGACUAAUCAUUCCAGCUUAUGCUUAUUACAUACACUGUAGGUGUUUUCCCUUUCAUUUUCCACUCAUAGUCAGGUCUCAUGCUUUAUCAUUCUAUAGUGAUGAUUGCGGUGUCACCUGGCAGAUGGGUGGGAAAAUCCAAAUGAAAUCCUGUGAAUGUGAAAUGGCUGAGAUCAUAGACCAUGCUGAUCGGAGUCAUUUGUACUGCAAUGCCCGUAGUACACGUGGCCAUAGAGUAGAGGCUUUAAGUGAAAGCAGCGGAGCAGCUUUUGACAAUCCUCACGUUGCAAAGAAACUGGUGGAGCCCCAUCAUGGCUGCCAAGGUAGCGUGUUGAGCUUCCCUGUGCCCGAGCUGUCGGAGGAAGAGGAGAAGAAACCAAGUGAUUGCUUGACGCAGUCAGACACAAAAACUUGGUUACUCUACUCUCAUCCAACUAAUAAAAAGAAAAGGAGGGAUCUUGGAGUUUACUUGAAUAAAUCACCCUUGAGUUCUUCUGGUUGGAGCCGACCAUGGAUCAUCCAUAAGGGCCCCAGUGGAUACUCGGACUUGACGCAGUGUGAGGAGCGAUUUGCCUGCCUCAUGGAGUGUGGAGAAAAAAGUGAGAUUGAAGAGAUAGCCUUUGUAGAAUUCAAGCUCAGCGAUGUAUUGUGCACUUGAAAUGAUGAAAGAGUAAAUGAACUUUAUUAGGA